Molecule: messenger RNA, 479 nt
Organism: Saccoglossus kowalevskii
Lineage: Eukaryota; Metazoa; Hemichordata; Enteropneusta; Harrimaniidae
Biological process (GO): protein phosphorylation
Molecular function (GO): ATP binding; protein kinase activity
Source: RefSeq, a predicted model, not a curated record
AUGUGGGGACGUGGAUUCAAACCAUCUCAGUCAUCCAGUGAAGAGAAUAGUAAAAAUACCAGUAAUGAUUCUAAAGAGAGUGCUGGAUGGUCUCGGAGUCACCAACGUAACCCCAGUGAUGCAUCUAUCGGUUCUGCAAGUAGUUUAGUCGUGUUUAAUGAUAAACCGAUCCCGAGUGAGCGUACUCGCAACGGAAGCGUAGGAUCGUCAAGUUCAGUAAAAAGUGUACCACCAAAUAAUCAACAGGGCAAGAGGGAAGGUUCUAUAAGUUCAUCAAAGAGUGCCCCACCAUCUGCAUCUGGUGCUAAUGGCAGUGACAAUGUGUUUGUAUCACCAAAUGAACAAAGACUAAAAUCACCUCCGUCCAAUGAACUUAAAGGUCAAAGACAGAUUCCUAACAGUGCUAGUACUGCCAGUGUUGAUAGUCUUACCAGUGACAGACAACCUGAAAGUAUCCUGAACCCAAUUCCAAUAUUAAG